Messenger RNA from Anneissia japonica, 1793 nucleotides. Its product is annotated as glutamyl-tRNA(Gln) amidotransferase subunit B, mitochondrial-like. The transcript has 12 exons. The record is from RefSeq and is a predicted model, not a curated record. Gene Ontology annotation, biological process: mitochondrial translation; glutaminyl-tRNAGln biosynthesis via transamidation. Gene Ontology annotation, molecular function: glutaminyl-tRNA synthase (glutamine-hydrolyzing) activity. Lineage: Eukaryota; Metazoa; Echinodermata; Crinoidea; Comatulida; Comatulidae. The coding region runs from base 125 to 1711 and encodes 528 amino acids.
AGUCGUGCUGCACAUUCUGCAUAACAUGCACGAACUCGCUUGCUAGGGCCCCCUAGGCCUAGUUCCAGCGGAAUUUAGUUCGGACCAACUAGCCUAACUGAAAAUUAGUUGUAUUUACAUAAUAAUGACAAAGUGGUCCAAAUUUAACAUGCGAAUAAAUAGAAAAGUGAUGUGCAUUGUAAACAGAUUUCUUCAUCAAGACUGUUCAUCUGUUUGGGAAAGUGUCGUUGGACUCGAAAUUCAUGCUCAGAUCAACUCCCACUCCAAGUUGUUCUCGGGUGCUGGGACAAAGUUCAUGGUGGCACCAAAUUCUCAAGUAGCCUUUUUCGAUGCAGCUUUACCUGGGACAUUACCGGUUUUGAAUCGUCGUUGUGUUGAAGCUGCAAUAUUUACUGGUCUGGCUUUGUCAUGUACCAUCAACCGAGUGUCAUUCUUUGACCGAAAGCAUUAUUUUUAUGCUGAUAUGCCUGCUGGCUACCAAAUAACACAAAAUAGGGUUCCAAUUGCGAUUGACGGCAAAUUGCAAUUCCCUAUCAGUUCAGAAAAGGGUAAUAAAACGCCGAUACAGAAGACGGUGCAUGUGCGUCAAAUCCAACUUGAACAGGAUAGCGGAAAAAGCUUACACGAUGACGACAACCAGCAAACCUUAGUUGACCUCAAUCGUGCUGGUAUGGGCUUAAUGGAGAUUGUAACAGAGCCAAACCUGAGAAAUGGAUUGGAGGCAGCAGCUAUGGUGCGAGAACUCCAGCUCAUCCUGCAGACAAUUAAGACUUGUAAUGCUAAAAUGGAAGAGGGCUCCCUUCGUGUUGAUGCCAAUAUUUCUGUGAAUUUACCUGGGCAACCAUUUGGAACUAGAGCAGAAGUCAAGAAUAUUAAUAGCAUACGCAAUGUUAAAAAUGCCAUAGAUUAUGAAAUUGCCAGACAAAUCCGCUUGCUUGAAGAAGGCAUCGAGAUUGUGGCAGACACUAGAUAUUUUGAUGUCAAAUUAGGGAAAACAGUUUCUAUGCGGGAUAAGGAGACUAGUCUCGAUUAUCGCUUCAUGCUGGAGCCAAACCUACCCCCUCUCAGAGUUUAUGACGAUGAUUCUAUAGAAGAGGCACAAAACCCAUCUAAUGCAAUCAAUAUAGACAACAUAGGAAGGUCUUUACCUGAACUACCAGAAGCAAAGAGAUUACGAUUUAUAAAGCAAUACAAAAUUAGCAGCCACAGUGCAGUUGUCUUGGUGAGUGAAAAUGAACUAGGUGAUUUCUUUGAGAAAGUUAUGACUAGUGGGAGGAGCUUAGAGACAAAGAAAGUAGCUGAUUGGCUAAUAAAUGACCUAUCAAAGGUUACAAAUCAAAAUGAAAUAACUGUCUCCCAGUGUUCACUUACCCCAGAUGAUUUCGCUGACAUUGUUCAAAAUGUGUCUGAUGGCGUAAUCUCAGCUGGCAUUGGCAGGCAACUAUUAAACCUCAAAGUUAAAGGAGAUUCAAGAUCAGUUACUGAAAUAAUUGAAGUUAAUGACUGGAAACAGCUGACGGAUAGGAACACUAUACAAGAUAUAUGUCUCAAAGUGAUUCAAGAAAACCCAGAACAGGUUCAGAUAUACAGAUCUGGGAAUAAGAAAGUUAUACAUCGUCUCAUGGGUGUUAUACAAAAGAAGACCGGAGGAAAAAUUCAACCGCAACUUGCAAUCUCCAUACUGGAAACACUGCUGGACCAAGACACGUAGCUAAUUGUGAAUGCAAUAAUUCAUAUUAUUUGGUAGACACGUACACAGGAUGGUGCAAUUUAAAUGCUCUGUCUACAUUGGG